AUGUCGGCGGCGGAGCUGCUGCUGCGCGUGCCGGUGCUGCUCUGCGCGGCGUCGCUCGAGCUCCUAGGUUACGCGUCUUCCGCGCUCGUCUUCCUCGCCGGCCUCCUCGCCGGAUUCGCCGCCGCUUACCUCCUCCUCAUCUACCCGCUGCCGCUCACCGUCAAGGAGGUGGAGCAGCGCGCGGCGCCGGCGGAGGGGCUGGACGAGAAGGCGCUGAGAAGGUUCUUCGUGCACCUGCCGCCGUGGGUCAGCAACCCCGACUAUGAGCGGGUGGACUGGCUCAAUCGAAUAGUGGCGGAGAUGUGGCCCUAUGUCAACAAGGCGGUGUCAGAGGCGGUGCAGAGGGAUGUGACGCCCAUGCUGCUUGCAAACAAGCCUUCCUUCCUGCACUCCCUCUCCUUCUCCCACUUCUCCCUCGGCCCCCUCCCCCCCGCCAUCAUCGCCAUCAAGUCGCUGGAGACACACGAUGACGAGGUGAUCAUUCAGCCUGUCAUGCGGUGGGCGGCAAACAACAACAUCGCCGUCACUGCCUCCCUGCAUGGCUUUAACCUCUCCGUACAGCUCACAGACCUGCAUGUGAGGGCAGUGGCGCGCAUCACGGUGAAGCCCCUCGUGCCCGUCUUCCCCUGCUUCUCGAGCAUCAAUCUUGCACUCAUGGAUAAGCCGCACGUGGACUUCGCCCUGCGAGUGCUGGGACUCGAUGUCAUGGCCAUCCCUGGCCUCUGCAACCUCGCCCAGAAUCUGAUAUCAGACGCCAUAGCGGACCUGUAUCUGUGGCCCAAGACCAUCGAGCUGUACCACGAGGAGCCCAAGUUGGCAGUGGGGUGGUUGACCAUCAGCGCCAUGCGCGCCAGCAACCUACGCAACCAGGGCCUGGUGGGUACGAGCGACCCCUACCUGCACUUCUACCUCACCAGCAGCCUGGGCAGCCGCGAGUCGAGUGUGCGGGACAAUGACCUCAACCCCGACUGGGGGGACGAGGAGCUCCGGCUUAAGGUGUUGGACCCCGCUACGCAGAAGAUGCACGUGGAGGUGUUUGAUAAGAACACGGGGAAGGCGGACAGGCUGAUGGGCGUGCAGCUGGUGGCGCUGAGCGAGCUGGCAGUGGGGGAGGCCAAGGACUUUGAGUUGCGCCUGGCUCCGCGCUUCAGCGACCUGGGGGGCGCACAGUCCGGGGGGAGGAGCCGGCGCGACAUCGGGAGUGUGUGCUUCCGCCUGCUCUACAACCCUCUGGGGGAGAACGAGGCGCCCCCGCCAAUGGACGUGGAGGAGAUGCAGGAGGAGGAGGCGGAGGCGUUCCCCGAGUGGGUGCCGGUGGGGGGCGGGCUGCUGCGCGUGAUCCUGAAGCGCGGCGAGGGGCUGGAGGCACGGCACCACGCCAACCCGUUCGUUGUUCUGCGGUUUCGCAACCAGGAGUGGCAGAGCCAGCACUACAAGAAGCAGGCAGAUGUGGUGUUUGAGGAGGAGCCAUUUGAGGUGUUCUUGGAAAAGCCGCCAGUGAGCGACACACUGCACAUCAAAGUCUUCUCCAAGUCCCUCUCCUCCUUCUCCGUCCUCUCAAAGGAGGCGGUGGGGUACUGUGAGAUACAGCUGAGCGAUGUGGUGAUAAACGGGCGCAUCAACGACCUCUACCCCCUCAUUGAUUCCAAGGGGCAGCUGCAGCUCGAGCUACAGUGGCACCGCCGCACCGACGCCUCCCAAGUCGCAGAAGAGACGUCGCUCGCCACCCGCGUUGGGCAGAUGAUCCAGCAGACGGCGGUGGGGAAUAUAAUCACGCAGACGGUUAAUCGGAUGGAGAACGCUUCAGAGGAGAUCAAGGCACGCUGGCAGCAGCCAUAG
Closterium sp. Naga37s-1 is the source of this 1839-nucleotide messenger RNA. Lineage: Eukaryota; Viridiplantae; Streptophyta; Zygnematophyceae; Desmidiales; Closteriaceae. The record is from the annotation of a GenBank genome assembly.